AUGCUCAGAUAUAUCAAGUUUAACAAGUCUAACCUUUCAAAAGUCUCUCUUGCUAAAACAUUAAUCUCAAGAUCUAACAUCACUACAAUGGUUGCACCAAAAGAAUCUCCAGAAAAGGCUAAAAUUAUCAAGACUGAACCAUUGGCUUCCGAAGACGCCAAGUGGACAAAGCUUGAAAGAAUCACAUAUGCUGAUCCAACUGGAAAAGAACGUUUAUGGGAAAGUGCUUCAAGAUCAACUAGACCUCAAUGUUCUGAAGUUGAUGCAGUUGCAAUUAUUGCAAUUCUUGAAAAACCAGAAGGUCCAGAAAUUGUUUUACAAAGACAAUUUAGACCUCCAACUGGUGGUGUUUGUAUUGAAGUUCCAGCUGGCUUAGUGGAUCCAAAUGAAUCAAUUGAAACUACUGCCUUACGUGAAUUGAAGGAAGAAACAGGUUACAUUGGUAAAGUCAUCUCUAGAUCUCCUGUUAUUUUCAAUGAUCCAGGUUUCUGCUCAACUAAUCUAUCAUUAGUUACAACCUCUGUUGAUUUGAAUGACGAAAGAAAUAAAAAUCCACAACCUGAAUUAGAAGAUGGUGAAUUUAUUGAGACAUUUUCUGUACCAAUUAAAAAUUUUGAUGAACAAUUAAAAAAACUUCAUGAUCAAGGUUAUAAAAUAGAUUCAAGAGUUCAAAAUAUUGCUGAAGGUAUCAAAAUUGCUCAGCAAUUUAGACUAUGA
Molecule: messenger RNA, 717 nt
Organism: Hansenula ciferrii
Lineage: Eukaryota; Fungi; Ascomycota; Saccharomycetes; Phaffomycetales; Wickerhamomycetaceae
Gene: YSA1
Product: ADP-ribose diphosphatase
Exons: 1
Coding region: 1-717 (238 amino acids)
Biological process (GO): nucleoside phosphate metabolic process; ribose phosphate metabolic process
Cellular component (GO): nucleus; cytosol
Molecular function (GO): ADP-ribose diphosphatase activity
Source: RefSeq, a predicted model, not a curated record